CAAAUUUAGGGUUUAUCCCCAAAUCAACAUCAAAUUGACGACUCUAGUCAUAAACCGUCGCUGUGCGGGUUUCUUCUUCUUCUUCUUCUUCUUCUUCAUCAUCCUUCACCGCUUCAUCAUGUUUAUCUCAAAAGCUUUAAACCGUCGGCCUCAAUGACCACGCGUUACCCAUUACUUUCAACCUGAUUUGGGUUUUCUUUCUUGCUUCUAUGUUUCUGAAGCUCUUCUCCACUAAAAGAAGUCAUCUUUUUGCACGGAGGAGUAUUCACUUGGGUAAGCAUUUCAAAUACCCAAAUCCUGAAGAUAUCGCUUUCAGUUCAAUUUCUCUUCAUUUAAGACAAAGAAAAUGGAAUUUAUUGGACAAAUUAUUGUCUUCAAAUCUCACAAACUCAUUAGUCAAUCGUAUACUUAUAGAGUUUCGGAGGUCCCCAGAGUUAGCUUUAGGUUUCUACAACAGGGUGGUUGGGGAGCAAAAGAGCUUUUCUCCCUCACUAGAUAAUGUAUGUAUAUUGAUACAUGUCAUGAUUAGCUGCAAAAGAUAUGAUGAUGCAUUAGAUUUGAUGAGUAACUUAAUGCAAACAAUGGGUCAUUCCCAUUUAGAGGUGUUGGAAGGUUUAUGGAAUAGUUACGAUGCUGAAAUUUCGUGUCCGGAUGUGUUUGAUGCGUUGGUUAGGGCGGCGUCUACUCUUUUAGGUGACACCGGUUGUGCUUAUCAAGUCAUUAUGAAGUUGAGGAUGGAGAAGGAUUUUGAUGUUUCAAUACAUGCUUGGAACAACUUUUUGAAUUGUGUAAUACGGUCGAAUGAGAUGAAUCAUUUUUGGAGAAAGUAUGAAGAGAUGAUCGGUUAUGGCUAUGUUGAAAAUGUUUAUACGAUGAACUUGGUUAUACACGCCUUGUGUAAAGAAAUGCUUUUGUAUGAAGCGCUUAGCGUGUUUUACCGAAUGUUAAAAGGUGGGAUAUAUCCUAACGUGGUUACUUUUAAUAUGAUUAUAAACGGUGCUUGUAAAACGGGUGAUGUUGAUUUAGGGUUAAAGUUGUUUAGAAAGAUGGAAAUGUUGUCAAGGGGGUUUGUUAUGCCUAAUUUGAUUACUUUUAAUUGUCUCAUUAACGGGUAUUGCAAGUUAGGAGACAUGAACACCGCAGAAAGCCUUGGAAAUGAAAUGAAGAAAAUGGGCAUUAAACCAAACUUAAGGACGUAUGGGACUUUGGUUGACGGGUAUUUGAGAAAAGGUUGCACAGAUGAAGCGUUUAGGUUGUGUUCUCAUAUGGUCGAUAACGGUUUGAUUCCCAAUAAUGUCAUUUAUAAUUCGAUAAUUCACUGGCUUUACUUCGGAGGAGAUAGUUCCACAGCGUCUAGUCUACUGUCGCAUAUGAUAAAAACAAACGUUUGCUUCGAUAAAUUCACUAAUGCUAUAUUGGUUAAGGGGCUAUCUAGAAACGGGUUCUUGAAUGAAGCUCUUGGUUACCAUGAAUGGCUCGUGGGGAAGAAUCUUGUGGAUAAAGAUCUUUUCUUGGAAAAUAUACUUGUUUAUUAUCUAUUUAGAAGUGGUAAUGAAUCCGUAUCAAAGGUCAAACAAGUUCUUAAUGAUAUAGUUGAUCGUGGGCUUACUCCAGAUACGGUCACGUAUGGUACUAUGAUUGAUGCGUUUAGUAAACAGGGGAGUAUAUCAAAUGCAGUUCGUGUUUACGAUGAUAUGAUAAAGAUGGGAAAGAGACCGAAUUUGGUGAUAUAUAAUUCCAUUGUAGAUGGUUUGUCUAAGAAUGUUUCCGUAGAUGUAGCCAAGAUUAUGGUAGAUGAGCUGAAGAAAUUAAGUUUGCUUGACGUAGUGACCGUUAACAUCUUAUUAAACGGUUAUUGUGCGACUUGGAAGGUUAAAGAAGCGUUGAGUUUAUUUUUUCAAAUGCAAGAAGAUGGGAAAUUAGUGAAUGAAGUCACAUACAAUAUACUCAUCAACUUUGUUUGCAAAUUUGGAUCAAUUCAAGAAGCAAGGGAACUGAUGGAGAUGAUGGUGACUCAAGGGUUGACUCCCGAUUCUAUUACAUAUACGAUUCUUGUUACACACGCUUGUAAGAAGAUUAGCCCGGAGGAAUUGAUCGAGUUGCAUGAUAAUUUGGUGGUCAAAGGAGUAAUUCCAGAUAGUCAAACGUACAACACAAUUGUUGCCCCGCUGAUUGGGAAGGAUAGAGUUGACCUUUGAUCUGUAGAGUUGACCUUUGAUCUGUGUACAUAGGUUAUAUUUUAUAUCGCGUAUUCUGGAGCUCCCAUAGAAAUGAAGCUCUUAUUUGGACUUGCUUGGACUUAAGAGGGUAACCCAUUCAAAUGGCCAAAUUGCUAUAUGAACUUGUAGCUUGUGCAUGCUUCGGGUAAAGAUGAUAUGCUAAAUCACUUAUUCUAGCUCUAAAUUUUGUAUUUUUAAAGCAUUCCCUAUGAUAAUGUUGACGACAGGGGAAAUGUAAAUUUGUCUCAGUUUUGAAAUGCCA
Helianthus annuus (common sunflower) is the source of this 2481-nucleotide messenger RNA. Its product is annotated as pentatricopeptide repeat-containing protein At1g11710, mitochondrial. The transcript has a single exon. Gene Ontology annotation, molecular function: protein binding. Bases 210 to 2198 code for a protein of 662 amino acids. The record is from RefSeq and is a predicted model, not a curated record. Lineage: Eukaryota; Viridiplantae; Streptophyta; Magnoliopsida; Asterales; Asteraceae.